AUGUGGUUUCCUCUGCCGAAUUCAUUCUUCAUCUCUCAGGGAGAGUGGGCAGUUGUGACCGGAGCCUCAGAGGGGAUAGGGAGUGCGUAUGCAUUUGCUUUGGCAGAGCGAGGGAUGCAUGUUGUGAUCAUCAGCAGAAGCAAAGAGAAAUUAGACAAAGUGGCAAAGACGAUUGGUGACUCGACAGGCAAGAACACCAAAGUCAUUGUAGCAGACUUCACCAAAGACGAUGUUUUCAAAUGCAUUGAGGAUGAACUGAAGGACAUGGACAUUGGAGUACUGGUCAAUAAUGUGGGUAUAUUGCCGAGUGCGAUCCCUUCCAGAUUCUCCACACCACAAAAUCUGGACACGGUUAUAACCAAAAUAAUCAACUGCAAUGUGAAAACUAUGGCGAAGAUGUGCAGGAUCAUUUUACCCGGGAUGGUGCACAGGAGGAGAGGAGUCGUGAUCAACAUCUCGUCCGGUGUGGCCUCAGUCCCUUUCCCUCUCUACACAUUGUACUCUGCUUCUAAGAUCUUUGUUGAAAGGUUUUCUCAAGCUCUUCAAGUCGAGUACAAGAAAAAAGGAAUCGUUAUACAGGCGGUUGCUCCGUUCAGUAUCUCCACCCGGAUGACUUUGUACCAGGAGACUAAUGCUAUAGUCUUGUCUCCAGAGGACUUUGUGAACACCUCUCUGCAGUACCUCCGAGCUGGGGACAAAACAUACGGAAGCGUCACUCACACUAUGAUGGGAUGGUUACUGCGGAAUAUUCCCUCCAGAUUGCUUUCCACAAAAUCAUGGCAAAAAAGUCUAAAAGAUAGUGUCGGGAAAGCACUUAAAAAAUCCUAA
This is a messenger RNA of Knipowitschia caucasica, 828 nucleotides long. The record is from the annotation of a GenBank genome assembly. NCBI's taxonomy places the organism in Eukaryota, Metazoa, Chordata, Actinopteri, Gobiiformes, Gobiidae.